UUCUAUUCCCGGAAAGCAAGCGGGAACUUACUCAAGCUGUACUCCCAUGUCAAUACUUCCUCGCUGUAUUUUCGCAUCCUUGAUCUCGGCAAACGUAACAAAAACAGCAAGAAACGCCGGUCUCUCCAGUUACAUCCACAGAUACCUACUUUCUCUGCAUCGGACGAUGGCAUCAGCAAGUGGCGACGGGGGAGAUGAGAAACCCAAACAUACAAACCGUUUGCAGCAUUCCAAAUCGCCCUACCUACUGCAGCACAAACACAACCCUGUUGAUUGGUUUCCUUGGGGAGAUGAAGCAUUUGACAAGGCAAAGAGUGAAAAUAAACCUAUUUUUCUAUCUGUUGGCUAUUCAACUUGUCACUGGUGCCAUGUGAUGGAGAGAGAAUCUUUUGAGAGUGAAGAGAUCGCGCAAAUCCUCAACAACAAAUUUGUUUCAGUUAAAGUGGACCGCGAAGAGAGGCCUGAUGUUGACAAAGUUUAUAUGACUUAUAUUCAGGCUAUGACUGGUGGUGGAGGCUGGCCAAUGAGUGUUUGGUUAACUCCAGACCUGAAACCAUUUGUAGGUGCAACAUAUUUUCCUCCUGAAGAUCAGAUUGGUGGCCGCCCAGGAUUUAGGACAAUACUCAAUCACAUUUCUAAGCAGUGGGAGCAAAACAGGGAGAAGCUGACACAGCAAGCAAAUGUUAUUUUAAAUGCCAUCCAACAACAUACAGGAGAAAUGCACAAAGGUGGUGAGACAGAGGAUAUGCCAAGUACAGACUGCAUUGAUAAACUGCUAAAUGACAUGAGCACAAGUUUUGAUGAAGAAUACGGUGGAUAUGGAGGGGCACCAAAGUUUCCUCAAGCCUCCAAUUUCAACUUUCUCUUAAGAUACUUCUCCUAUAAGUCUGGAUCUGAAGAUGGAAAGAAAGCUCUUGGUAUGGUCUUGAAAACUCUGGAGUUCAUGGAUAAGGGUGGAAUACAUGAUCAUGUUGGACAGGGUUUUCACAGGUAUUCAACAGAUCGUUUCUGGCAUGUUCCUCAUUUUGAGAAAAUGUUGUAUGAUCAGGCACAGUUAUCUGCUCUGUAUGCUGAUGGAUACCAGGCCAGCAAAAAUGACAAGUUUGCUGAAACUACCAGAGACAUCUUGUUAUAUGUUAUGCGUGACUUAAGCCACAAGGCUGGUGGAUUCUUCUCUGCUGAAGAUGCUGAUUCGUUACCAACCCAAAGUGACACUCGCAAGCAAGAAGGAGCCUUUUGUGUUUGGGAGGAAAAAGAGAUUAUAGAACUGUUACAAGAGGAACGGGUCACUACUAAAACUGGCGGGAAGGUUCCUGUGUCCUUUAUGUUCUUAAAACACUAUGGUGUGGAGAGUGAAGGAAAUGUUAAACCCCAUCAGGAUCCUCAUAAAGAACUUCGAGGUAAGAAUGUUCUUAUAGUACGGGGCAGUUUGGAGGAGAGCGCUCGACUGUGUGACGUGGACGAAGCGGAGGCCAAAGAGCAGCUGGCGAAAGCUCGGGAGAUCCUGUUAGAAGAACGACGGAACAGACCACCUCCUCACUUGGACUCCAAAAUGAUCACUGCUUGGAACGGCUUAAUGAUCUCCGGUUUGGCGCGCGCGGCCCAAGUUCUUGGUGAAGAUGUGUAAGAGAAAAGAGCAGCAAAAGCAGCGGAGUUUGUGAAGAAACAUUUGUUUGAUGAGAAAUCCGGGAAGCUCCUACGAAGUUGCUAUCGAGGCGAGAGCGGCGAGGUUAUGCAAAUAGAUACACCUAUUGACGGGUUCGCGGACGACUACGUGUUCAUGAUUCGCGGAUUACUGGACCUGUACGAGGCUUCUUUGGACGAGCAGUGGUUAGAAUGGGCGGUAACGUUACAGGCCAAGUUAGACGAACUGUUUUGGGACAGUACAGGAGCUGGGUACUUCAUGGCGACCCCUGAUGAUCCUUCUAUUCUUGUGAGGAUGAAGGAAGCUCAAGAUGGUGCGGAGCCCAGCGCUAAUUCCUCUUCUGUUGGUAACUUGAUUCGAUUGUCCAGCUUUGUAGACCACAAGUCCUACACUACCAAGGCUGAGGAAAUCAUUAAGGCAUCCGCAACCCUUUUUUCCAAGAUUCCUCUCGCUAUCCCUGAACUGAUGUCAAAUUAUAUUAUGUAUCUUCAACCUAAAAAACAGAUCAUUAUUGCGGGUGAUCGAGAUUCACAAGACACGAAAGACCUCCUGAAGUGCGUCCACUCACAUUACAUACCAAACAAAGUCCUCAUCCUAUGUGAUGGUAAACAGGAGGGGUUUCUGGCAUCCAAGCUGUCUGUUUUUAAGACAUUGGAACGGAAGGAGAGCAAAGCCACAGCUUACGUGUGCGAGAAUUACACCUGCUCGCUUCCCGUGAACUCUGUCGAGGAACUAGAGAAGAUUCUCUCUAAAUAAGUGUUGUAGUGUGGCUCCCUCCAUGUUAAAGUUAUCGCUCGAAAGUGUCGGGGUUUAGAAGUAUUGCCUAUGAAUAAACAUCAUUGUGGUUAAGAUAGGGUUAGAUUAAAGAACAAGCGGUAAAGUUUUGCGUUUUUAGGGGAGCAGGGCCAAGUGUGAAGGGAACGCGAAGGGUAAAUUGAACGCGAGAAGGAGCGCGAAUUCUCAUCGUCUUGUUGGUUACAUGGAGGAGUGUCUGAAAGCGUAACACAAUAAACAAUGACGUGCGUAAAGGCGGAAAAUUUUCGCGUCACUCUCCUCACGAGUGAUAUGCGCGUGAUUCAUUCAUUGCAUUACGCUCGUUCAGCAAGUCAAGGAAAGGUUACCUACGCGGGUGAACGAAACUUCGCUGGUGAUCACAGGAUAUUCGCAAGAAAAGAAGCCUUUCUAAAGUAAACGAAUUUUUAAAGGAACUUAACAUCAUUGUAGUUUUGCAUGAUAGUUUUAACGCCAAAAUUUUGAACUUUUCACUCGUAGAAUAACCACCUGCGGCCAUAAAGGCGCAUGCAGUAAAUACCGAGGAAAUAAUAGAUAAACCAGCUAACCAAAUAUUUUCUGAACUGUCAAGUCACUUAUUAAAUGUUAUUAAAGUUAUUCUGCACUUUUCGAGUGUUCUGAAAGGUA
Stylophora pistillata is the source of this 3064-nucleotide messenger RNA. RefSeq names its product spermatogenesis-associated protein 20. The record is from RefSeq and is a predicted model, not a curated record. Gene Ontology annotation, biological process: carbohydrate metabolic process. NCBI's taxonomy places the organism in Eukaryota, Metazoa, Cnidaria, Anthozoa, Scleractinia, Pocilloporidae.